This is a messenger RNA of Cygnus atratus (black swan), 909 nucleotides long. RefSeq names its product ADP-ribosyltransferase 1 (gene ART1). The coding region runs from base 1 to 909 and encodes 302 amino acids. The transcript has 3 exons. Gene Ontology annotation, molecular function: NAD+-protein-arginine ADP-ribosyltransferase activity; NAD+ poly-ADP-ribosyltransferase activity. NCBI's taxonomy places the organism in Eukaryota, Metazoa, Chordata, Aves, Anseriformes, Anatidae. The record is from RefSeq and is a predicted model, not a curated record.
AUGGAGCACCUCGCCCUGGGCUGGGUGCUGCUGGCCAGCAGCCUGUUCGGCACCUCAGCCACUGGCAGCAAGCGAGACCUCGAUGCCAUCAAGGAGGUGGCGAUGGACAUGGUCCUCAGCUCCUUUGAUGACCAGUACCAGGGCUGCAGCCGCAUGAUGGAGAAGGAGCUGGAGGAGCUGAACCGUACUGAGUUCGCCAGCCCUGCCUAUGCGGAGGGCUGGAGAGGUGCAGUGACGGAGUGGCGGAAUCGAUGGGGCCGUGCCACCCGCCCACUGGUGCUGCGGCAGGAGCAGGCGGUGGCUGUGCUGGCGUACACUGCCGAGGGGGACCUGUACCGACAGUUCAACGUGGCCGUGCGCGAGGGUGGGCGCUCCCGUGAGCACUACCUCCAAUCCUUCCCCUUCAAGACGCUGCACUUCCUCCUGACCAAGGCCCUGCACACCCUGCGGGAUGCCCAGGGCCAGAACUGCCACCGCGUCUACCGCGGCAUCAAAGGCACCCGCUUCACAGCCCAGCUCCACCAGACCGUCCGCUUCGGCCAGUUCACCUCUGCCUCCCUCCAGAAGAAGGUUGCUCAGUCCUUUGGCCAGGAAACCUUCUUCUUUAUGGAUACCUGCUACAGUGUCCCCAUCAGGAACUUCUCCUUCUACCCUGGUGAGGAUGAAGUCCUCAUCCCACCCUUUGAGGUCUUCAAGGUCACCAACUUCACCCGUGACAGAGACGGAAACUUCAUCCAUCUCCGCUCCCAGGCUGCGCGCAGCACCUACAACUGCGAGUUUGUGAAGGAGAAAAGGUGCAAGGAGCAGCCGUGUGUUUUCAGCGCAGGCAUGAGCAGUCCCAGGGAACCCCCACACCUCUGGGGUCUCCUCUUGGUAGCCACAGCCCUGGCAGCCGUGGGAUGCCUCUAA